Spizellomyces punctatus DAOM BR117 is the source of this 3109-nucleotide messenger RNA. RefSeq lists its product as uncharacterized. Lineage: Eukaryota; Fungi; Chytridiomycota; Chytridiomycetes; Spizellomycetales; Spizellomycetaceae. The record is from RefSeq and is a predicted model, not a curated record. Gene Ontology annotation, biological process: cilium-dependent cell motility; inner dynein arm assembly; cilium movement. Gene Ontology annotation, cellular component: axoneme. Bases 26 to 2977 code for a protein of 983 amino acids. The transcript has 16 exons.
AACGAAACGAUAGCAGCUAUUCAAAAUGCUUAGCGUGGAAGAUAACCAACAUGCGCACUCGCUACCGCCUUUUGCCAAUGCUCAGAAUAAGGCGUUGAGUAAUGAUAUCCGAAAUUUGGAAAGCAGAUUAAGCUCAUUACUCGCAAGUCUUGAUGACAAUGUAUCCAGAACAGAUACAAUGUCCGCUCACAUGAAGAAUGUGCAGCAAGAGCUAGCGCACACGCAGGCAUUGGCUGAUGCAAAAAGUCGACAGAUUGAUACAGAGGAUCACUUCAAACAACUUGCAGAGCGGGAGGCUGGGCGACUAGCAAUAGAAAUCCGGCAAUUGGAUAAAGAGAUUGCGCAAAUUACCGACUACCUCAAUGGAAUCCAAAACAAUAUAUACCGUGGAAAUGAGCGAAUCGAAAGCAUUCGCAGCGAGCUAAAGCUAGAAAAGGACGAGUUGGACGAAUGGUUGCGAGUUCAGGCCGAGAAAGAAGAGGACAACAUUGCUCUAUUGAAGUAUACAAAAGAGGAUGAUAUGAAAGUCAAGGAACUGAGCUUGGGAAUCGAGAAGAUGAUGCACGAAGUUAACAAGAAAAAAGCCAUUUUAAGCGCAGAGGUCACCGAAACACAGGUUGCCCAGAUCGAGCUAGACAAAACAACAGAAGCGUUCAAAAAGCUUCAUCAGGAGCGGCAGGAACUAAUACAGCAGUGGGAGAGCGCGAUCGAAAACAUGCACAAAAGAGACCAAGACAUUAUAAAUGCACAAAAUGAUUAUCAGGCUCUUAAGGAUGAAAUACGGAACAAGCAGAAAAUAAUUGACGAAAAACAGGCGUUCCUGGAUCAGCAGCAUCAAAAUAACGCUGAAACCGAAAAAAGGAUUGGCCUUACCGAGCGGCAAGUCAGCAAGUCAAGGUUGGAACAGCAUCAGGCAAAGGCAAGCCUGGUGCAAUUCCAGGAUGAAGUAGACGUCCUUCGCAAUACAUUAAAUAAAACUGCAACGGAUCUGGUCAACAGGCGAGGGGAGAUUGUGAAUCUCAAAGGAGAUUUACAGGAGAGGCGCGCAAAGUUAGAAAACGAAAAGCAGAACCGUGAGGAUAUGAAAGCGAAGCUUGUCAUGGUCACUGACAAGACAAUGUCACUGGAGGCGAAGGCACAGGAGCUUCAAGAGAUACUGAAGCAAGAGGAGCUCCGAAGCAAAGAACUUGAUCGGGAGCUUAAAAUGUUGCGGGAAUCACAAUUCAAACGGAACCAAGAAGUAUUCCGGCUGAAGCAAGAGGAAAAAAAUCUCAGCGCAGAAAUUGCUGGCGGAGAAGCUGCCUUACGCAACUUGAAGAGUAAAAUCCACAGCCUUGAUCAGGAAGCCUUGAAGCAACAAGCCCUUCUGUAUGCACAGGAAUUCCAAAUUCAGCAGUUGGAGCGAAAGUUGAGGCGCGCUCAGGGGGAGCGAACAGACGAGGAAAAAGAAGUUCUUAUGAAACGCAUCGACGACCUUAACCAACAAUUGGGGGCUGCUACACUGAAGUGGAAUUUAUUGAACGCCCAGUUAAAGAAGUCGCAAGAUGACGUGCGGGCCUCGCAAAGGAACCUUGAGACAUUAGAGAAAGAGAAAAUGAAUGUGAAAGAAAACAUCGAUGAGCUCAACCUGUAUAAUGAAAGCGCCUCAAAGCAGCUAGCGGGUAAAAUUCGCGAAAAAGAGGAUUUAAUGGUUGAGGAAAACAUCCUUCGGCUGGAGCUUCGAAAGCUUCGUGGGUUUUUGAACGCACGUGCCGAUCAAGUCUUUACCCUGGGAACUCGUCAAGUACAUCUCCAGCUGGCACUGGAGGAGCGCACAAAGGAAAUCUCCAUUCACAAAGAUAUGCUGAAACUGGCGCUAAAGAAUGCCGAGGAAGAAAGACAUUCAGCUGCUGCAGAGCUUCGUGACAGAGUCUCAAAGGUGGAGAAACUUAAAAGGCGGUAUGAGAUCGUGAUGACCCACUUUGGGUCGAGCGAAGACGGAGACGGGGAAGAAGAGCACUCCCAGGCGUACUAUGUCAUCAAAGCAGCGCAACAUCGGGAGGAACUACAACGGGAGGGUGACGAGCUAGAUGCUAGAAUCAGAAAAGCGGAAAAGGAAAUCAAAGCGCUUGAGAAUACCCUCAAAAUGAUGAAUGACCGGAAUGAAGAGUAUAGAAUGAAUUUAUACAAAGCAGAACAGAACAGCAAAGAUAUCCAGCACCGCGAGAUGUUAGAGCAGCAAUACCGCCACACUAUGGAACGCUACAAAGAGAAGCGAGAUGAAAUCCAAUCCCUUCAAACAGCCUUACUGAACUCCGAGAAGACACUAUCGACGCUUACAAACGCCGAAUCAUCACGGCUCCAAACAAUAUCUCUCCUAGAGCAGAAAUUCAAUGCGCUGCAGAAGGACGUUGCAGAACAACAAGCUAAACGGGAGCGGGCAGUCAAAACAGUGCAGAGAAGCGCAAAGGAAGUAGGAACGAAGGCUGACGAGGUCGAGUUGGAUUUUAAAGUUCGAGAGUUGAAAGAAUUAGGAAACCUGGCCAUCGAAGCUAUUGGGAAAGUUGUGGAAAGGAGACCAGAAAUUGGCGAAAGGGUCAAUCAACUCUUGGCAGAGAACGGGGUGCAACCACCGUCACGACCGAUCUCUCGUAUUCCCUCCCGUGCGUCCUCUCGCGCAUCCAUUACAUCGGAUGCUCCCUCCGAAGCCUCCAAUACAUCCCGAAGAAGUGUUAUUGGACGGCACACAUCUCCGCGAGCUUCGCAGUCUCUUCGAUCAUCUAGUGGUAGAGUUACUCCAACCAGAGUGUCGACGACCAAUCUGAAUGCAACAAUAACGUUACCAACUGUUGCUGCACAGCAGCAUUUGACUACCAGCCCCAUUCCAAGGGCACCCAUUACAGGAGCGGGAAGGAUUCGUGCUCCAGCCCGACCGGGGUCUGCAAGUAGCGUUGCCUCAUCUAGACGCUCCAGUGCAAACUCUACGGCAGAAAGAUAGAUAAUGGCUAAUUGCGUGGUGUAUAAAUUGGUAUUGUGCGUCUUCAAAGUAUGCUGUAAAAAUUGUAAAAUGAAAGACUCGGACAGUGGUUACACUUCACCGUCCAACUUGAAUUGAAGAUUAAGAAAGAUA